CAAGACCUGUCUCCCGUGUCAUUAGUUUUCGUGGUCCAUCGAAUUAUGAAGAUUCUCAGUAUCUGCAUUGCGUUGAACCUGAUGGUGAUGGUGAGCCAUGGGGAUGCUGCAGUGACACAAGCGCCGAUACCAAUCGACCUGGAGGAAAAAACCGGGAGUGAUUCCCCUGACGAAGAGCCUGACCCCGACGAUGCGAUUGCUGGCAGAUCAAAAGACGACGAUCUUCCGGUGUUGCCUCCAAUAAUUCUUCUGGACUUUGCGGACACCAACUCGACGUCCGAUGAAAAAAGCAAGCGCACCGUUGACAAUGGCCUUGGCUACGGCUACUUGAGGAACAACUUGUUAAACGGAAAGUACAAUUACUACUUCCCAGGUGGUAAAACGGGUACAACAGUGAGUAUCGAGGAAUCGAUAAGUCCAUUCGAGCCGAAGACGAUAAUCGAGCAGUUCAAGCCGAUGACAGAUAGGCCUGACUACAGCAGUCCAACGACUACUUAUCAGCCAAAUGUCCAGGAAACACGAGGACCUCAGGUCAAUCAGAAUUAUCAGGUCUUCGGGCAGAGAACGAGACUGCAGAAGUACUCACCCCCGGAUAAUUACAAUCCCCAGGGUUUCACACCCAAGCCAAUUACCUACACGACCCUUCGACCUGAUUAUCAAACGCCCACCCCUAAACCUCAAGAGAUUUACUCAGGACUCAGUGACUACACGACACCGCGACCCAUCUACGAGAAUUACCAAUCAACACCUGCAACUCCAUCUUACACCGAGAGAAAUUUUCCUGUUCACAAUCACCAGAGGCCCUACGAGACCCCGACGACAGGUCGUCCCCUCCCCGUGGACCCCGCGGCCUUCAAUCUCCCGAGGUAUACAGUAGAAAACGGAAUAAGGUACGAGAAUAAAAUAAUCUGGAAGUACCAGGACGGUAGAAUCGCCGACGGUCCCCCGUCGUCGUUCGUCAAAUUCAUGAUGGAAAUUGAUCCCUCAAAAAAUAAUUGCAACGAUGAAAAUUGAUAGCUACGAUUACCAAUGAUUUCCGGAAUUUCCCUCAAUCAACGACUUUCUAAUUUUUUUACAUCUUAAAAAUAUUUCUAUCGCUUGCAAAUGGCGAAAGUACUUGUGUAUGAAUUACCUGCGCACUUGUGAAUCCUAUUUUUAUUCUCAUAAGAUCGAGAGACCCUCGACAUAAUUUGUGAAUGCAAUUAGUGUAUAUAUGUAACAUGGGGACGUGCAAUGUAA
Messenger RNA from Fopius arisanus, 1239 nucleotides. RefSeq lists its product as uncharacterized. The record is from RefSeq and is a predicted model, not a curated record. Lineage: Eukaryota; Metazoa; Arthropoda; Insecta; Hymenoptera; Braconidae.